Messenger RNA from Balaenoptera acutorostrata (minke whale), 3631 nucleotides. RefSeq names its product epsin 3 (gene EPN3). Lineage: Eukaryota; Metazoa; Chordata; Mammalia; Artiodactyla; Balaenopteridae. The coding region runs from base 219 to 2117 and encodes 632 amino acids. The record is from RefSeq and is a predicted model, not a curated record. Gene Ontology annotation, molecular function: clathrin binding; phospholipid binding. Gene Ontology annotation, cellular component: endosome; plasma membrane; clathrin vesicle coat. Gene Ontology annotation, biological process: endocytosis. The transcript is spliced from 10 exons.
GGCGUUAAACAAGUGUUGGCUGUGGCAUCCCACAGCAGGCCUGCCACUGCCGGGACAGAAAGGCAGCAGAGGGAAGACCCAUGUGGAAGCCAAGGACACAGCCGCCCUGCUGAGAGCACGGCGGCCCACCCUUGGAGACCGUGACCUCUCGACGGUGGCCCUCCUCGGCCCUCCACCUUCGGCUAGGGCGGGGGCCGCCCAUCUCCAAGUCCCCAGCCAUGACGACAUCAGCGCUGCGGCGCCAGGUGAAGAACAUCGUGCACAACUACUCGGAAGCGGAGAUCAAGGUGCGCGAGGCCACUAGCAAUGACCCGUGGGGUCCACCCAGCUCGCUCAUGUCGGAGAUUGCCGAUCUGACCUUCAACACGGUGGCCUUUGCCGAGGUCAUGGGCAUGCUGUGGCGGCGGCUCAAUGACAGUGGCAAGAACUGGCGGCACGUGUACAAGGCGCUGACGCUGCUGGACUACCUGCUCAAGACAGGCUCCGAGCGGGUGGCCCACCAGUGCCGGGAGAACCUCUACACCAUCCAGACGCUCAAGGACUUCCAGUACAUCGACCGCGAUGGCAAGGACCAGGGUGUCAACGUGCGCGAGAAGGUCAAGCAGGUGAUGGCCCUGCUCAAGGAUGAGGAGCGCCUCCGGCAGGAGCGGACCCACGCCCUCAAGACCAAGGAGCGCAUGGCAUUGGAGGGCACGGGCAUCGGCAGCGGGCAGCUGGGCUUCAGCCGUGCCCGCGGUUCCCCGUCCUCCUACAACUCCUCCUCCUCAUCCCCCCGCUACACCUCCGACCUAGAGCAGGCCCGGCCCCAGACGUCAGGAGAAGAGGAGCUGCAGCUGCAGCUGGCCCUGGCCAUGAGCCGCGAGGAGGCUGAGAAGCCGGUCCCCCCAGCCUCCCACAGGGACGAGGACCUGCAGCUGCAGCUGGCCCUGCACCUGAGCCGGCAGGAGCAGGAGAAGGAGGUGAGGUCCUGGCGGGGAGAUGACUCCCCCGUGGCCAAUGGUGCUGGGGCCGGACCCCACCGCCGUCGGGACAGAGAGCCCGAAAGAGAAGAGACAGAGGAGGAGAAGCUGAAAACCAGCCAGUCCUCCAUCCUGGACUUGGUGGACAUCUUCGCACCAGCCCCGGCCCUGCCCUCCACACACUGUUCUGCGGACCCAUGGGACAUCCCAGGUCUCAGGCCCAACACAGAGCCCAGUGGCUCGUCCUGGGGGCCUUCGGCAGACCCCUGGUCUCCAGUCCGCUCAGGAAGCAUCCUGUCCCAAAGCCAACCCUGGAACUUGCCCCCUAUGUUCUCCUCCUCUGAGCCCUGGGGCCGGACCCCAGCGCCACCUGCUGGACCACCCCCCACAGACUCCUGGGCACAGACCUCCCCCCACCACAAGCUCCCCAACACUGGGGCCGACCCCUGGGGGGCCUCGGUGGAGACCUCCGACACACCUGUGCUAGAUGGUACCUCGACCUUUGACCCAUUCGCCAAGCCUCCAGUAUCCACAGAGACCAAGGAGGGCCUAGAGUGUGCCCAGGCCCUGCCCUCUGGGAAGCCCAGCAGUCCUGUGGAGCUGGACCUGUUUGGAGACCUCGACCCCAGUUCCAAGCAAAAUGGCACAAAGGAGCCAGAUGCCUUUGACCUGGAUGUGCUGGGGGAAGCACUAACACAGCCCAGCAAGGACACCCCAGCGCGCCGGACUCCUGAGUCCUUCCUGGGCCCCUCAGCCUCCUCCUUGGUCAACCUUGACUCAUUAGUCAAGGCACCCCAGGCUGCAAAGACCCGGAACCCCUUCCUAACAGGUUUCAGCACUCCAUCCCCCACCAACCCGUUCGGCGGGGGCGACCAGGGCAGGCCGACCCUGAACCAGAUGCGCACCGGGUCGCCGGCGCUGGGCCUGGCGGCCGGUGGGCCAGUCGGCGGCUCCAUGACCUACAGCGCCUCCCUGCCCCUCCCGCUUAGCAGCGUGCCGGCCGGCGUGACCCUCCCCGCCUCGGUCAGCGUCUUCCCCCAAGCCCGCCCCUUCACGCCGCCGUCCCCCGGGAGCCUGCCGCAGUCACUGCUGCCCACCUCAGGCUCCGCCGGGCUGCUCAACCAACCCCCGCAGGCCAGCACCAACCCUUUUCUCUGAGCAACACCCCCGCCUCGGGCGGGCCGGCGCGUGCGCGUGACGCCCCGCCCCGCGUUGACGGCGCUGGGCCUCGCCCCCUGACGUAAGCGGGGUGGGGCUGCCACGCCAGGACCCACCCCGGGAAGGAAGGAAGGUUGAGACUCCGCCCCGAGGCCCGCGCAGGUGCUGCUCGUCGGCUUCCGCAGACUGUUUGCAGCUACUGGAAAUGGAGACUGACGACUUCAGUGGGGCCAAGACCACGCCUCGUAAUAAAGAAUGGAGCCCGCGUCCUCAGGUCUCACCAAGUGGACUUUUUGCCGGGCAUGGCGGCCAGGCCCGGACCCCAGCACGAAUCACCGGCUGCCGUGGGAACGACUGCUCCACAAUGUGGGGCACAAAAAUGCUCCCACUUCCUGUACAGCUCCCUCAGCCUGGCACCGUCGCUUCCACAUGCUCCCCAGACUCUCAUUCAUUCAACCAUUUAUCACACAUCGCGCGGGGGAUGAUCUAAUAGCAAGGGACAAUAGACAGUUGUUCCCUUGCGCACUCGUUAUGUGCUAAGCACUUUAGACAGAUUAUUUCGUUUAAUACUUGCAUCAAUGUUCUGAGGUAGAUAAUAUUAUUCCCACUGAGGAAUGGCUACAUAAUUUGUGCAAAAUGAAAACGUGGGGCCCCUUGUUCAAAAUUGGGUUAAGAUUAUCAAAACGGGAGCAGCAGAGCAUUAGAUCAAGUGCAAAUCCCUUGGCCCUGCUCCCUCUUUAUAGGUGAGGCUCAGAGAGGUUAAGUGGCACGCUCAAAGUCACCAAGCUAGCAGAGUGAGGCUGCGAUUCAGAGUCAGGGGAUCUGGCUCCACAGCUCUGAGCUCCCACCCUGGGCCCCAGAUUUAAUUCACAGAUACUGACUGGCUGCUGUGGACAGAGUGCUAGGCUCGUCUGGGAGGGAUUCAAGAAUUGCUAAGCCCGCAGCCUCCAGGAGCUCAGAACUCACUGGGGCAGGCAAGCCAGAUCCAAGAGCCCCCACGAUCCUUUGUUUUACUGAAUCACUUACAUCUGGCUCUUACUCCUCUCGUCUUUUCACCAGGACUGGCAAGAAACUCAGUUUCAGCCGUGAUCCCUCCUGGGGGGGGUUGUGUGGGGUCUGAGAAACCAAGGGGAGGAGCAGGGCCUGGUACCUCAUUCUGAGGGCCACCAUGGUGACCCUCACUUCUCUUCUACUCAAUGCUCUCCAACCACUGGGCACUGAUGUGUCUUCUGUGCUCAGGGUCUGGCUCUGCAGGCAGCAGACCAAAGGCCUGGGGUAAAAUGGCCUUCCAUAGGCCAGAAACACGAAAGUUGGUGGGGCAGGACACAGUGCUGGUCUCCUUCCUAAGGUGGGGGUGGGGAAAGGAGCUGCUUUGUUUUUUUGGAGGGAGUCAGUCCUACUGUACCUGUUACAGGCAGAGUGGACAAGAGCAUCUACUUAGGAGUCAGACUGACAGCAUUCAAAACUGCUCUAAGGUUUGCACUUAAUAAUCACUUGGUAAUAAGUGGUUAUGC